AUGCAUCUCCGAUCCCUCCUCAUCUCCUUCAGCGUGCUCGCUGCCGCAACACCAAUCCUCUCUCCUCGGUCAGACACAAACACCUACAACAUAACAACCGACCAAAUCCUCAGCAUCGCACCUAACUCAUCCACCUGCGCCAACCCACCUGCCGUCGGCGAAUGCGCAACAGCUGAGCAGGCCGCGCCAGCCAUCAGCGCCUCGUUCAGCACGUACAGCGUCGACUCGCGCGCCGAACAGGCCGCUCUCGUGGCUCUCAUGGCCUUUGAGACGUUGGAUUUCAGGUAUAACCGGAAUCAUUUCCCGGGUGUAGCCGGACAGGGCACACGAAACAUGCAAUCACCCACUUACAACGACAAAUACGCUGCCUCCAUCCCCGCGCUGAGCGAGCAAUACGCGUCGGCCACAGGCAACGUAACUGCCAUUCUGGACCUGUUGGUGGCCGACGAUAGCUACGACUUUGGUUCUGCAGCGUGGUUCCUGACGACGCAGUGCAGUGACAGUGUGCGUGCGGAGCUGCAGCAGGGUUCGGAGAGUGGGUGGGAAGGGUAUAUCACUUCGUGUGUUGGGACGACAGUGACAGAUGAGAGGAAGGAUUAUUGGCUGAAGGCUGUGGAUGUUUUGGGGGUUGGCAGUGAGUAG
This is a messenger RNA of Talaromyces atroroseus, 642 nucleotides long. RefSeq lists its product as hypothetical. The coding region runs from base 1 to 642 and encodes 213 amino acids. NCBI's taxonomy places the organism in Eukaryota, Fungi, Ascomycota, Eurotiomycetes, Eurotiales, Trichocomaceae. The transcript has 2 exons. The record is from RefSeq and is a predicted model, not a curated record.